AUUUAUUUAGUUUAGAGUGUUAAGAGAUAUUGUGAACUAGAGAAGCUUUAUUAAUCAUGAUUUUCGAUGCAUGGCGAACUAAUGGAGGGCCAACCCAGCACCCGGCGAUGCCAACAGCUGUCACUUCAGAUGUAUUAGAGAUUGGAUUCGUGUUCGCAUUUUGCAUACUUGCGUUUUCCUUCGUACUGAUUAUUCCCGGAUACAAAGGAGUUUCCCGUUUGUACAUGCUUCUGCGAGUUGUGAUCAGUUUGUUUAUCGGUGCCUCAAUAUUUCUCGGCGUUUUGGGCCAAGAUUGGGAGAGUGCAGAAAUUGAAACAAAAACAGCUUACAAAGCGUUUACAAAAACAGAGAUACACGCCAAAGUGGGAAUGAAGAUUGGACUCGGAUCUGUGAACGUUACACUGAAAGGAACGCCGAUCUAUCAAACGGUUGGACACAGCGACAGCGUAAACUUCACUGAACGUAUUGACUACAACGAAAGGUUUCAUUGGGCAUGGAGACAGGGCCGAAUUGGAUUUGGACCUUAUGCUGGCCGGAUAAACCAAGAGUUCAGACAAGCCCAAUACAGAGGCGUUCCUCUUCCAAUCCAAUGGGUUGCCGAGUAUUUUACUUUGGACGGUGAAUUAAUACGAUGGGGAAGGUCUUACCGCACUGCUGGUUGGUUCGCAAACCAAGUUUUGUGGACCGCUGUACCUGUUUGGCUGAUAGCUAACAUCUUAUCCUGUGUCGUGCUCUUCUAUGCUGGUUGUAUGUUUAUGGUCACAUCAGUGUUUAUGUUUGUAAGUUUAAUAAUAUGGUCGACUAUCAAAUGGGGAACUCAGCCACUCAGCAUCCCGUUUGAAGACGGUGUGCUUUAUACACAUUACGGAUCAAGUUUCUGGUUGGUAGUGUCUGGAGGGAUUGUCUCAUUUCUGUACGGAGCAAUAAUUGCUAUGAUGGAUACGUUUACACCUCAGUUAAUAGCAGACUUUUUUGGCAUUGAUGUGUUGAAGGAUAGCGAAGAGUUUUUUCACAAACACGAAGAUGAUGAUAUUGCGGAUGUGGAGAGUCCGGGUUUUGAGCUCGGGACAACCGGUGGCGUUCAAAAACGGUUUGCCAAACAUAACCGCACAGCUAAAUCACGCGUGUGGGCCAGCCGGAGACGUAAAUCUCGCUCUACGUUGAAGAGGGAUCUGAAAUUAGAAAGCGAUGUUUCUGGAAGGAAUGUUUACGUUUACACCAACCCUGACGCCCAUGAAAGUCUAAAUCCAGGAGAGAUUUCUGGCUCCAGGAGAAGCCCGGGAUUUUCUAAUAUUUGGGAUCGUGCUGCAAGCUUAAAUGUAGAAAGUUCUGACGGAAUUCAACCUGUUGAAAUCAAAAAUAGCACUUCACCGAAGGCUAUUGCGCCAGGUAAAGAUACACCAUCGUACAGUGGUGAGAAUAUCUACGAAAAUACGGCAUAUGUUGGCGCUGUGCAGUUGAAAGAAUGCACCAACACAGAUGGUAUUGGCACUUUUUCUGUACAUAAUUCCAACGCGAGCUUUGACCAGACAGCGAUGUAAAACAAAAUUAAAUGUUAUCACAGCUGAUUUAAAAGGGAAUUACUUAAAUUAUGCUCAAAUAUUUAAACAACAAUAUACUCAAACAUUAUCAGCAAUUCCUGCAUACAAUUUAGUGAGGAAUAAGUUUGGACCACUUAUAUAUUAUAUGCUAAAGUUUUUGCAGUGUAUUUCUAGUUAUAAACUGUAAAAUUUCUAUAAUCUUGUCGUCUGGCUUUAAACCCUAUUCUAUAUAUAAGGAUGGGAGAAGAUGAGACAAAAUUUGAUUAUUUUUUCUCGACCCAUUUGGUAGUGAAUAUAGAACACUGAAUGAAUUAUAAUUCCGUAUGCUCACGACUUUCAUAGACCCUUGUUACUGUUUAGUUUAAAACAUAACGUCCCAACUUACCCCACAUAUGUCCCAUCACGCCCCAUAUGUGUCUCAAGUCUCAUGUUACCCCACAUGUGUCCCAUCUCACCCCACAUUACUAUAUAUGUGUGUUAGCAUAAAGAUUAACAUUUGAACUGUACAGUUUCGUAUACAAUUAUUCGUUGCAUUUUCGUGAAGUCCUUAGAGUUCAGCGUCUUAAGCAAAAUUUAAACAACGAAUACGUUUUUUCACUACUCCGGUAGCCACUUAUAAUAAUUAUAAUUUCUCACCUAAAUAUAAGACUUAACCAGCUAUAAGUUUCACAACUAUUAAUAAGCGAUUAUUUAUAGAAUAUUGAUUGUAAACCGUAUUAUGUAUUUCUUUUAUCGUCUUAUUGUUUUUUUUACAACGCAUACGACACAACUUGUGUAAAUAAACAAAAUCGGUAGGUUGUUGA
This is a messenger RNA of Ciona intestinalis (vase tunicate), 2344 nucleotides long. NCBI's taxonomy places the organism in Eukaryota, Metazoa, Chordata, Ascidiacea, Phlebobranchia, Cionidae. The record is from RefSeq and is a predicted model, not a curated record.